Molecule: messenger RNA, 1308 nt
Organism: Psilocybe cubensis
Lineage: Eukaryota; Fungi; Basidiomycota; Agaricomycetes; Agaricales; Agrocybaceae
Exons: 3
Coding region: 1-1308 (435 amino acids)
Source: RefSeq, a predicted model, not a curated record
AUGGAUGCCAUUCAGCCUAUCCCUCUGCUAGAGCUCCCACAGGAAAUCGUGGAAUUAAUCAUUGAAUACGUCGCCAUUUUGAAGCCUGUGGCUGAAGCGCGAACUUCUCUUCAAGCUUGCUCACUUGUAUCAAGAUCUUUCUCCUAUUGGGCGCGACAACAACUUUGGCGCAUUAUUGUCUUUCCAUUGCAUUCCGGUACUAUCAAGGCGGCCCAUGUAUUUAUCAACAAGCGCGCCAACAAGUUUAUCCGCACUCUACAGAAAAUACAGGACAAGGGCUUUAUUUCCAAUAUACAUUCUUUACAUUUGGUGUUCGAGGAUCCACCACAGACUCCGUAUACGCCAAAGAUCCUUCAGCAUCGGUGCCUCAAUCCAGAAACAUCACCUUUGCAAAUGGCACUUCUCCAGUUGUUGGCAAGUGCCACCCUCCGGACCUUCACUCUAUCUAACGUCACCGGACUAUCUGCCGAGAUUGUCAUCGCUGCAUUCUUUUCCAAAAAUCUCCAAGAAAUUACGAUACACCGCAGCGUGAUGAGGAUCGAAAGACGAUUUGGUGGAUCACCAUUUAUCCCCAAAAUAACUGGAGAGCUAGCGAAUUUAACAAGGUUGGAAAUCACUGGCGGAUACUACUUUGAAAUUCUUUAUAUGCUCGUCAAACGGGCAGAAAAACUUCGCAUCCAACCAAGUCCUUUAUUCCCAAAUCUGCAAACUCUCGUGUUAUCGGUCCCCGGACACGAAGACGCCAUGAUCAUGCUAUGCGAGAAUAUCUUGAAUUUUGCCUCAAAUCUGCAAAGCGUUGAAUUUGAAAUUCAUCACGCUUAUUUUCGGGGUCAAUUUGUUUCAUAUGAUUACCUCGAGUCCUUUUCCCAUAUGGAUUCACUUUUCACCUUUCGACUUAGAACAAUUGCCCCUAGUACUGUCAAAUGGGUAGAAUCUAGCCAACGAGCUCUCCUCAACUUUUUUACAGUCCGAAAUCUUGCUAAAUAUGUGAGGACCAUCGAACUCCAUUAUCAAUUCAGCGAAUGGCGAACUCAUACCGAAGGCGACUCGCUGGGAACUUUUGACCAAGGCGAAUAUUGGGAGGCGGUUGAUCGUCUACUUACUAGCGAGGUGUUCAUACAUCUCGAGCUGGUCAAGAUUUCGAUUAGUAUUCGGUACUAUCCAAGUAUUCAUAACAAAACUUACCCAAUCCCACCAGAGGAACUGGAUGACUUCGCCGAAUUCACGCUCCCGAGAAUUAACAAGGCAUCCCAUAUUCGGCUGGAGCUAAACGGAGAGUUCAUUUUCUCUCGCGAGCAGGCAUUUUGA